CUCCUGUCUCUUGGAUAUGCAUGGCAAAUCCAAAUCUGGCGGCCACCCGAACAGACUGGGAAGGGGGUGGCCGGGGGGGCCCAGGCCCGGAGGGAUCAUAAAAUUUCAGGGUCCAAUGUGACUUAGUCUGUCUGCUCGCCAUUCGAGGAGGAGAACAUUGAGAGGAGGCGUCAUGACUACUCUAAGCCAUCGGCGGUUUGUCCGUGCAAACUGAUUGGAUCUUUUACAAUUCUCUUUUUCCGACGACGUUCCAUUCCAUCCAUGUCUUCUUUACGUACCUGACUGCGUACAACCUGCCGUCCUUCAGUCUGUUCGGUAUUACUUCAUCGAUCUCGCUGGAUCAAAUCUCGGGAUAACAGUAACUAUCCUACGAUCAAGCCUACCGUCAACUUUCUUCCUUCUAGCACGCGGUGCCUAUCUCACUGCAUAGUACUCCACCCCUUUAGCGAGCUUGCGUCGUGAACCUUCCGGGUUCAGCUCAGUUGGGACGGUGGCUCGACCCUGCAUUGUGUCCCAGUGUUCAUCAAGAACUGCGUAAACGACUCUCUGCAGUGCUCCGGCCAGCUAGAACUCUCGAGUAAAACGCCCCGGGACUUUGUUGCUCAUCUGGACAAAAAACUCUGCCCUUCUUACCCGAACCAGAGGCGGCUCCGUUCCUGACCGUACUUUGUUAUUACAAAGAGACAGAUCGUCCUUCCCCCUUCUCUCUUUCUGGCCACUCCAUACACUUCCUUUACUUUCCCAUUUCACUCCCGAUCAUCUAACCUAAAAGUCGAUGCCGUAGCUCUCUGGCAGCCUCAUCAUCCGACCACCCUACCAUCGCAUCGCGGCAGGACCCCUGGACUAGCGGCUGCUGCGUCAUUCUCUCUUCGGCCCCGACCUAACCUCAUCUUCCCUUCCACUCCCAGGCCCCCCUUCUCUUGAGAGACCCAGACUCCAAGGUUUCUCCUAGCUUGUUCCUUGCCCUAAGGGGAACCCUGUCUCCCGCUCCUCGCCUACUCUUCCCUUCCAGUCAACCUCCCCCUUCUAUCUACUACCUAUUUGCAACUCGCCCGCAAAUCAUCUUUGCACUUUCUGUGGCGACUCCAAGACUAGUCUCUUUCCCAGCUGGUCGGGAGCUAAAGCAGAUCUAACGGCUUCUCUUACGCCAUGACUUUGGUUUAGACUCCUACCAACGCAAACUUGUCUUAACCCACUCCCUCGCUCUUCAGAAUAGCCAUCCGAGGCACUAUUUCCUGAUUUCUCUCUUGCCAACCAACCUUAGUCUCAACACAAACGAACACUCCAUCAAAUCACAAAACCAAAAACAGUGUCUAUUUGACACUGCAACGAAAGAACUCGACUUUACUAUCUCGGCUUUUACUAGAAAGCAAUAUUCGACGAACAUCCAUCACGAUGGCGGCGUCCAAUAUCCUCAUCUACCUGCUCCGGCACGAUCUUCGCAUUGCGGAUAAUCCUAUCCUUCACCAUCUCGUGACCGCGUCUGACCACGGAUUCACACAUGUUCUCCCUGUCUACGUAUUCCCGGCACACCAGAUCGAGAUUUCCGGCCUCUUGCGCGAAGGAAGCAAGUCCCCCUACCCAGAAGCUCGCAGCGAGAUUGGCAAGUUCUGGCGGUGUGGACCUCAUCGAACAAAAUUCAUCGCUCAGUCUGUUUGGAACGUCAAGGAAUCCCUCGAAGGCGUAGGAAGUGGCCUGGCUUUACGCGCAGGCAGGUUCGGUGAUGUCGUUGGCGACCUCCUUCAAGGAUUCGCAGACAAACGUCAAAAGGUUGGAGCGGUCUGGAUGGUCGAGGAAGAAGCCAUCGAAGAGAAGAAGGAUGAGAAGGCAGUGGCCAAAGCCUGCGAGAAGCACGGUGUUGAAUUCAAAACCUGGCUGGACGAGAAGUACUUCAUUGACGACCGCGACCUCGGCUUCAAAACUCCCAGCGACCUCGCAGACGUUUUCACCGCCUUCAGAAAGACCCAAGAGCCGCUCCGCGAGAAACCGAGACCCACGCUGGCCCGCCCUGCAAAGGGAUCCCUUCCGCCUUUCCCUGAGCAGUCCGCUAUCCCUCCCCAACCAGCACCAUUCCAGAUUCCAUCCACCUACGAUGCCCUAGAGUCCGGUCUUCUUAAACCUUUGAAGUGUCCCUUCGAGCAAGAGCCAAAGUUUCCGGAGAAGGCGACUUCAGUUCAUCCCUUCAGCGGUGGCGAGGAUGUCGGUAUUGACCGUCUGGAUCACCUUGUGAAGACAGGUGCCAUGUCUAGCUACAAAGACACUCGUAACGGUCUCCUCGGAGUCGACUUCAGCACCAAACUUUCAGCUUACCUAUCAUUGGGAUGCUUGACGGGCCGCCAGAUCCAUGAGGCUUUGGUCAAGUUUGAAGAUGGACAGGAUGCCAAGUUCAAAGACACACCUGGGUACGGAAAGGGAGAAAACGACGGAACCAAGGCUGUGCGAUUCGAACUUCUGUGGCGUGACUACAUGCGCCUUUGCACAAAGAAGUUUAGAGGACAGCUUUUCCGCGUGACUGGAUUCAAGGCCGACAAGACGCCUAAGUGGAAGUCUGCGGACCCUGAGCACGUGGUUUCUGACGACAACCUUGGUGCUUCGCCGGACGAUAUUCAAAAGACCCUGAACAGGUUCCUUGAGGGAACCACCGGCAUGGGGUUGAUUGAUGCUUCGCAACGCGAGCUGUACCAUACUGGCUACACUUCUAACAGAGCUCGUCAAAAUGUGGCUUCCUUUUUGACCAAGCAUCUCGGUAUCGACUGGCGGUACGGAGCCGAAUGGUACGAAUAUCUUCUUGUUGACUACGAUGUUAGCUCGAAUUGGUCCAACUGGCAGUACGUUGCUGGUGUCGGCAAUGACCCUCGCGGUGACAACAGAAUCUUCAACCCUGUCAAGCAAGCUUUCGACUAUGACAAAGAUGGAGAGUACGUCAAAGCUUGGGUCGUAGAAACUCGAAAGGUUGGAAAGUUGGAGAAUGUGUUCCAACUCUGGACUACACCGGCGGAUGAGCUUGAACGUCUCGGUUUGAACAACAACAUCAUGAUCACAAACCCCAUCAAGAAGAUUGACUUCUCGGUGGAAGGGAAACCAAAGACUGGCAGGAGGCAGUAUAACAAUCGUCGAAGGGGUCGAGGUAAUUCUCAUCAGAGUAAUGGGUCCAACGGUGGGCCAUCACGUGGACCUCCACCAGGAUCAGGAAGCUCUAACGGAGGCCACGGUCACUCGAAUGGUGCUUCAGAUCAAGGUUCGACAGGCCACUCUUCAUCUAGGUCGCCACCCAAUGGCCCUCAGGGGUACCGUACCACCAGAGGAAACGGCGGGUUCCGUGGCGAUUCCCGCGGUGGCUACCGUGGCGGACGGGGCGGACGCGGUGGAGGUGAUGGCAGCAACGGUGGAAGUGGAGGAGGCUACCGAGGUGGUCGUGGGUCGUUUGGAGGUGGCAGGGGAGGAGGCUUCAACACCUACCACAUUGCCAACAUGUACCCCUUGGCAAACAAUCAGCCGCGGCCACAGUGGACAACAGCGGCGUCUUUACAACAGUCGUAGGUCCUCUGUAGGUGCAGGAGGAGGGUUCGCGGCAGAGAUGGGGAGCGGUAUUGGCAACUUGACCCCCAUCGCUGCCGAUCGCUGCCCAUCAUUGCCCGUCGCCGCUAAACCGACACCAUUGAGCUCAUGUUCUUCAACAACAUACUGGUACCUCUGGCAGGUGUUUUACGGUUACGAAAUAAUAACCGACCACAUUGAUACACACUGGGUAAAGCACGAACGAUGGAGAGAAGGAUCAUGCUUUGGUAAAGCGCGGUAUGAGACGUGACACGACUUUGUAGAGGUGUUUCCAGAGAACUCCUAAUGGAUGGGAACAAGGUAUUGUGAAGUGGUUGGGAACUUGAUCCCGCAGCGGAAAGCCUUACAAUCGCUCGCAACGGUGGGCCUAUACAGGCAGUGUAUAAUACGCACGCGCGAAACGUGCCUAGCGCUUUCUCACUUAUGUAUAAAUUGGUAUUUUGGACCGUUGCAUUCCCCCUGUGCAAUCUCGUGGACUGGGUUGAUUACCAAAGUAACAAACAAAUCACGC
Molecule: messenger RNA, 4069 nt
Organism: Colletotrichum scovillei
Lineage: Eukaryota; Fungi; Ascomycota; Sordariomycetes; Glomerellales; Glomerellaceae
Product: DASH family cryptochrome
Exons: 2
Coding region: 1396-3540 (714 amino acids)
Biological process (GO): photoreactive repair
Molecular function (GO): FAD binding; damaged DNA binding; deoxyribodipyrimidine photo-lyase activity
Source: RefSeq, a predicted model, not a curated record